ACUCCAUUUAGGAAACGAGGUGACAGCCGAAACCCCGAAUUUUCCGCUAAAAUUUCGGAAUCGAGAUUAGGGAUUUCGGUAGAAAAGGGGAUACCAUGAACCCGUUAACUUUAGUGAAGCGAUUACAGAACAUUACGGCAAAGGAAGCAGAUUUAGGAAUAUCGGAGGAAGCAUCAUGGCACGCCAAGUACAAAGAUUCCGCAUACAUCUUUGUCGGUGGUCUUCCCUAUGACCUCACCGAAGGUGAUCUCCUCGCUGUUUUUGCCCAAUAUGGAGAAGUUGUAGACGUCAAUCUUGUUAGAGAUAAGGGGACUGGGAAAUCGAAAGGAUUUGCGUUUCUUGCUUAUGAAGAUCAGAGAAGUACAAUUCUUGCUGUAGAUAACCUUAAUGGGGCACAGACUUUGGGUCGAAUUAUAAGGGUUGAUCAUGCCGAGAAGUAUAAGAAGAAAGAAGAAGAAGAUGAAGAGGAAGAACAAAAAAAGAGGGAAGCCCGAGGGGUUUGUUAUGCAUUCCAGAGAGGAGAAUGUACGCGCGGUGCAGGAUGUAAAUUUUCCCAUGACGAACAAAGAGCUGCAAACACUGGUUGGGGUCAUCAGGAUAAAAGUUCGAGAUGGGGAAAUGACAAAUUUGAGGGUUCAAAAAAGAGUGAAAAAAGUUAUGGCGUGCAAGAGCGUGCAAUUCAAGAAGGUUUUCGGUCAGCGAGGGGUGAUGAGAAGGCCUCAGAGAAAAUUGAUGGGAGAGAAGGGAAGAGAUCUAGAAGGUAUGAUGGGAAAUAUGUGGGGCCAACGUCAAGAGAAGAUUAUAACGGUAGUGAAGAUAGGAGAUCAAGGCGGCAUAAUGAUGAUGAUCGGUACAAAAGGGAAGAUAAAAGAUCUAGAAGGCACAAUGAUGGCGACCAUCAGCCAAGGUCUGUAGAAGACCGUCAUAGGAAGGAUGAAAAGAGUUCAAGAAGGCAUGGAGAUGAUGGUGAAUACGAGGCUGGGGUAAAAGAAGAUAGGAGGGAUGGAAGUAUAUCAGAAAGGCAUGGUGAUGAUGGUGAAUAUGAGGCUAGGAUAAAAGAAGAUAGGAGGGAUGGAAGUAGAUCAAAAAGGCAUGGUGAUGAUGAGUUUGAGCCACGACCCAAUGGAGAUCAUGACAAGAGAGGAGAAAAAAGAUUCUCGAGGAACGAAUCAGAAUCUUAUCCAAGAGAAGAUCAUGAUAAGAGAGGCGAUGAGGAAUGGUCAAGCUAUAACAGGAAUUCAUCCUCCCAUCGGCAAGGUGAGAGAUCUUAUCAUGAAGAUCAUGCCAGAGAGAAAAAAAAUUAUAUGCUGAGAUGUCUGUAACCUUUUACCUGGCCUAUGCAUCUCGUUUUAGAGAGUUGUGGUCAAUUUUUUGGCCUGGAUUUGUCUCUAAGCUUUGGUUCUAAUAUCUGUUUUCAACAUAAAUGUUUAAAUUGGCUGAUACUCAAUAGUUAUUAUUUUGA
Messenger RNA from Hibiscus syriacus, 1462 nucleotides. RefSeq names its product zinc finger CCCH domain-containing protein 25-like. The record is from RefSeq and is a predicted model, not a curated record. Gene Ontology annotation, biological process: mRNA splicing, via spliceosome. The coding region runs from base 96 to 1322 and encodes 408 amino acids. The transcript is spliced from 4 exons. NCBI's taxonomy places the organism in Eukaryota, Viridiplantae, Streptophyta, Magnoliopsida, Malvales, Malvaceae. Gene Ontology annotation, molecular function: RNA binding; metal ion binding. Gene Ontology annotation, cellular component: U2 snRNP; precatalytic spliceosome; catalytic step 2 spliceosome.